This is a messenger RNA of Acaromyces ingoldii, 1340 nucleotides long. RefSeq names its product NAD(P)-binding protein. Gene Ontology annotation, molecular function: nucleotide binding. Lineage: Eukaryota; Fungi; Basidiomycota; Exobasidiomycetes; Exobasidiales; Cryptobasidiaceae. The record is from RefSeq and is a predicted model, not a curated record. The coding region runs from base 32 to 1129 and encodes 365 amino acids. The transcript is spliced from 2 exons.
ACCGACCGACAUCCAUGACCAAGACCGCGAGAUGAGCAAGGCACUGGAGAAACCUCUGCGUUGGGGCAUCCUCGCGCCCGGUGGCAUUGCCAAGUGCUUUGUCGGCGAUCUGCUUCUUCCCGAGGAUGCAGACGUGCGUGCAAACCACAAGGUCGUUGCCGUUGGCAGCAGAACAAUGGCCAAAGCGGAAGUCUUUGUCAAAGAGGUGUUCGAGGGUCGCGAGGGUCUUCAAAGGGACAUCAAGUGCUACGGCGAUUAUGCAAGCUUGCUCAGCGAUGAUCAGGUCGACAUCGUCUACGUUGCUUCGCCCCAAUCUCACCACUUCGGACAGGCCAAGGCGUGCCUCGUAGCGGGCAAACACGUCCUUUGCGAGAAGCCAUUGACGAUCAACGCCGCGCAGACGGAAGAGCUUGUCAAAAUUGCGAGGGAAAAGAAGCUCUUUUUCAUGGAAGCGCGAUGGACCAAGUUUUUCCCCCUGCUUCAAGAGGUCAGGACGUUGGUGCACGACAAGAAGAUCCUUGGCGACCUUGUCCGGGUCAAUUCUGACUUUGGAGAAGCCUUCCCCCACGAUCAUAGGCUGUACGACGCCGCUCUAGGGGGAGGCUGCCUGCUGGACCUGGGCAUCUACUCUCUCACCUGGAUCUCGGCCUUGCUCUGGGACAGUCCCGAGAACAAACGUGCUGCUCCGCGGAUCUCUUCGUCCCUGCUCAUGGAUAAGACCGGCACGGUGGACGAGACCACAACGGCCAUUCUGCAAUUCGACAAGAUCAAGGCAACUGCCGUGCUCAGCGCUUCUUUGCGUGUCGAUCUUCACAGGCCCGGCUACCACACCAUCAUCCAAGGCACAAAGGGCGACCUGACCAUCCACGGCAAGCACACGAGCAAGCCUUUGGCCUACACGCUGCACCUCAAGGACCAACCACCGAAAAGGGUGGAACCCAAGAUCCUUGGCUGGGGAAUGCGAUACGAGGCAGACGAGUGCGCACUACGGAUUGCCGAAGGUGCCGUCGAGAGCCCCACGAUGGACCACGCAGAGAGCGUGUUUGCCAUGCAAGUCUUGGACACCAUCCGCAAGCAGAACAACUUUUCGUUCAGCGCGGAGAUCGAGUCGCUGGACUCGGGACUUUGAAAAUGCAGAUCCCAGCCUGUCGACCUUUGACGAAAUGUUAUGCCUGACCCUCUCAACGCCGGGAUAGCCGAACAUCUUGAUCGUAUAUACAGUGCAUCUUCGCUUUCAUUGCCUUUACCUCCUUAGCAAAUUACAAAAUAGCCUUCUUUUCGUCGGGGCAGACCAUUGCAGCACGCCACUUCUGCCACCAUCAGCACCCAAGCGCUUGUCG